AUGGACAUCCACGGGUUGCCCAUUCUGUACACGGACAUCCACGGGUUGCCCAUUCUGUACAUGGACAUCCACGGGUUGCCCAUUCUGUACACAGACAUCCAUGGGUUGCCCAUUCUGUACAUGGACAUCCACGGGUUGCCCAUUCUGUACAUGGACAUCCAUGAGUUGCCCAUUCUGUACACGGACAUCCACGGGUUGCCCAUUCUGUACACGGACAUCCACGGGUUGCCCAUUCUGUACAUGGACAUCCACGGGUUGCCCAUUCUGUACACGGACAUCCAUGGGUUGCCCAUUCUGUACAUGGACAUCCAUGAGUUGCCCAUUCUGUACAUGGACAUCCACUGGUUGCCCAUUCUGUACAUGGACAUCCACGGGUUGCCCAUUCUGUACACGGACAUCCACGGGUUGCCCAUUCUGUACAUGGACAUCCACGGGUUGCCCAUUCUGUACAUGGACAUCCACGGGUUGCCCAUUCUGUACAUGGACAUGCACGGGUUGCCCAUUCUGUACAUGGACAUCCAUGAGUUGCCUAUUUUGUACAUGGACAUCCACGGGUUGCCCAUUCUGUACAUGGACAUCCACGGGUUGCCCAUUCUGUACAUGGACAUCCACGGGUUGCCCAUUCUGUACAUGGACAUCCACGGGUUGCCCAUUCUGUACAUGGACAUCCAUGAGUUGCCUAUUUUGUACAUGGACAUCCACGGGUUGCCCAUUCUGUACACGGACAUCCACGGGUUGCCCAUUCUGUACAUGGACAUCCACGGCUCCUAUUUGGCUGUCAACUCUUAUUGCUGCAUUGUGUUACCUAUACACUUAAAGUCUAUUAAAUUUAAAAUAACGGGUUGUUAUUUUUUAAAAUACGUUUACCUAAAAUUAGUCUCAGACGCAUUGAUAGAGGUUAGGUAUCUCUUUAUGAUCAGGCCAACACUUAGAGUUUCACCAUAUUUUACAGUUAGGCCCCUUGCUACAGUUUGCAGUUCAAACAUAUCACUCGAAGGUACAAAUAAAAUAUUAUAA
Candidula unifasciata is the source of this 1017-nucleotide messenger RNA. NCBI's taxonomy places the organism in Eukaryota, Metazoa, Mollusca, Gastropoda, Stylommatophora, Geomitridae. The record is from the annotation of a GenBank genome assembly.